Pseudoliparis swirei is the source of this 2250-nucleotide messenger RNA. It is a transcript of the gene kcna7, whose product is annotated as potassium voltage-gated channel, shaker-related subfamily, member 7. The record is from RefSeq and is a predicted model, not a curated record. Gene Ontology annotation, molecular function: delayed rectifier potassium channel activity; protein binding. The transcript is spliced from 2 exons. Gene Ontology annotation, cellular component: voltage-gated potassium channel complex; membrane. Bases 391 to 2040 code for a protein of 549 amino acids. Gene Ontology annotation, biological process: potassium ion transmembrane transport; protein homooligomerization. Lineage: Eukaryota; Metazoa; Chordata; Actinopteri; Perciformes; Liparidae.
UCCAAAGCGACUUACAAUAAGUGCAUUUCAACCUAGAGUACAAACUAAGAACAACAAGAAUACAGGAAGUAACAUUUCCUCAACAUAGUCGAACUACAAAAGCACCAUAAUAAGAGCCAUUUAAGUGCCACUGAAGUGCAAAUCUGUGUUUUAAUCCAGAUAUAGUCGGAACAGGUGUGUUUUCAGUUUCCGGCGGAAGAUGUAAAGACUUUCUGCUGUCCUGAUGUCAGUGGGGAGCUCGUUCCACCACUGAUUUAUUUCUUAUUCAUAACCUCCAUGUGCUUUUGUUUUUGGCUCUUACUUUCAGAUGUUUACCCUGUUUCGGUUGUUUCGUUCACAGAGUGAAGAGGCGAGAAAAUAUAGACGAGAACCAACGAGAGAGACUGAGCGAUGGAUGAUCAAGACAAAGGAGGAGGAGGAGGAGGAGGAGGAGGAGGGCAGACAAAAGAAAACCAGAAGGCCGAGGAGGUCGGCGACGAAGAGAAGUGGACCAAAGACAAGCACAACAAGCUGGAGAAGGAAAUCGGCGGCAAGGAGCCGAGCGAUGGCGAUGGCGAUGGCGAUGGCGGCGGCGGCGAGGUCAAGAAGGAGAAGCGCCGCUGGACGCUGGCGGAGCGGCUGGCCAUCAACGUGUCGGGGAUGCGCUACGAGACCCACGUCCGCACCCUCGCCCAGUUCCCCGACUCCCUGCUGGGCGACCCCCGCCGCCGCCUCCGCUACUUCGACCCCGUGCGCAACGAGCUCUUCCUGGACCGCAGCCGCAUCUGCUUCGACGCCAUCCUGUACUUCUACCAGUCGGGCGGGAGGCUGCGGCGGCCCGCCAACGUGCCCCUGGACAUGUUCCUGGAGGAGCUGCGCUUCUACGAGCUCGGCGAGGAGACCAUCGACCGGUACAAGGCGGACGAAGGCUUCCCCAAGGAGGAGGAGCGGCCCUUGCCCGCCAACGCCCUGCAGCGGCACCUCUGGAUGCUGUUCGAGUAUCCGGAGUCCUCCAGCGGGGCGAGGAUCAUCGCCAUCAUCAGCGUCAUGGUCAUCGUGCUCUCCAUCCUCAUCUUCUGCCUGGAGACUCUGCCCGAGUUCAGGAACGAGAAGGAGCUGCGGGAGCAAUUCAUCCCCAUGCCUCACCCCACCAUCGCCAACGAAACCAUCCUGGUCCCGCCGGCCUUCAACCCCUUCCAGGACCCCUUCUUCAUCGUGGAGACCAUCUGCAUCAUCUGGUUCUCCUUCGAGCUGACGGUGCGCUUGAUCUGCGCCCCGAACAAGGUGCACUUCUUCAAGGACGUCAUGAACACCAUCGACUUCUUCGCCAUCUUUCCCUACUUCGUCACGCUGGGCACGGAGAUGGCCAAGGACGACGACACGCCGCCCUCCAUGUCCCUGGCCCUCAUCCGGAUCAUCCGGCUGGUGAGGGUCUUCAGGAUCUUCAAGCUCUCGCGUCACUCCAAGGGCCUCCAGAUCCUGGGCCAGACGCUGAAGGCCAGCCUGCGGGAGCUCGCCCUGCUCAUCUUCUUCCUCUUCAUCGGAGUCAUCAUCUUCUCCAGCGCCGCCUACUUCGCGGAGGUGGACAGCCCCAACACGGCGUUCACCAGCAUCCCCGAGGCGUUCUGGUGGGCCGUGGUGACCAUGACGACGGUGGGCUACGGGGACAUGUACCCGGAGACGGUCGGGGGCAAGCUGGUGGGCUCCAUGUGCGCCAUCGCCGGCGUGCUCACCAUCUCGCUGCCGGUGCCCGUCAUCGUGUCCAACUUCAGCUACUUCUACCACCGCGAGUCGGAGUGCGAGGAGCCGACGGGCCACACCCACGUGUCCACGUCGCUGUGGGACGGCGAGGAAGAGGAAGAGGGGGAGUACGAGGAAGAAGGGGAGGACGAGGGGCACGAACACACGGGAGAUCACACCCUGCUGCGCGGGCUGAACAGCAGGGGGAUCUGCCCGCCGCUCAACGGCGCCCUCCUGGCGGGGCUUUGCACCGGACAGGAAGCUGGCGGUCGCAGAGGGAUGAACUUCGUCCUCAACGAAAACCUGGUGACUCAGGUUUGAGGAAGAGGAGAUCGGACAUUUAGCGCACGAGGAAAACUACAACGUGCACACAAAGACUCUCAUUUGAGGCUUUUUUUUGCUUGGUUUUGUUUGACUUUUCUUUUUCUUCUUUUUUUUACAGUUAAAAUCUGUUUUUCUCAUUGAAUGAAUAAAAAUAUGAUGUUUUGAAAAAGACUGCAGGUUGUUUGACAAAACGUACCGCUUUGUUUA